Messenger RNA from Suillus discolor, 1247 nucleotides. RefSeq lists its product as uncharacterized. Lineage: Eukaryota; Fungi; Basidiomycota; Agaricomycetes; Boletales; Suillaceae. The coding region runs from base 376 to 771 and encodes 131 amino acids. The record is from RefSeq and is a predicted model, not a curated record. The transcript is spliced from 3 exons.
AAAAAAAUGCAGUGCGACGCGUGUAUAGUCACAGAAUUUGGCCCUGGCUGUGCUGCGAGUAAAUACGUUUGUGAAAGGUGCACCCUCGUUUAGGUUUAGAACUGAUCAAAGGCACCCACGAGGAGCUUGGUCGACGACAUGAUAGCUGUCGAUCAUCGUCAAGUCUGUCGGUCUAGGUGGGCUUCCGAAAGCCCGAUAAGUGUAUCUUUCCCGAACGUACCCAGGAGGUACCCAUCAUUGACACACGGUUCAGCUUCUAAGCUGGAUCCCUCCCCACGCUGUAUCAAAUGCUAUUCUUGAUGUGGCUUUCGCGGAAGAAGUGCCUCCCUUUGCGGUUAAUGUCGUACACCCGAGGCCGAUAGCGUGGGGGCAGUUAUGCGGCCUGUUGUGCACGCGAUAGUCGACCAUAAGGUCACAAGCAUCUCGUUGCGUCUCGUUCCAUUCUUGGUGUGGCUUGAAAAGCUUGAACCGAGUGCCAAGGACGCGAAGGAUGAAAGUAUUAAGCGUAUCCCUGCUAUCAAGCUUCUGAACUUCAUGCGUUCCAUGACACGAUCAGAUAUCACGAUCAGGGCAUCUUGCGAGAUGCCCUCAGAAGCAGGUGGCUUUACUCCAUUGGCCACGGAUGUAGCUCAGCGCGUCAGUCCGACGGUCAAGGAACUGGAGCCGCUGCCGUCGGCAGAUGCAGUGAAUACAGUGGGUGGACUAUUGAGCGGCGGUGAGGGUGUUGAAAUGAAUGAGCAGGCCGCAGGCAAUCCCUGUAUUUGCUUCUAACGCAAUGUGGUUACUUGGAACUUGUACUAAGAUAAGUCGGAGUCCUCUCAGGGCCAUCUUACCCUUUUAGGUGGUUUCAUCAUGCAUGCAUUAAGUGCGUGCAGCUCCCGAACUUUCUAGCUGAGCAGAUAGUGGAGUAAAAUCCAUUUGGGUGCUUUGCACGAGAAGGGCCCACGAUUCUCUGACUGUCUUCUGUUUGGGCGAGGGACUAGCUAUUAGAGCUGGUGAUACCCUGUAACCGGUAGUGCUAGGGUUCAAAUAGCAAGUCGAAAUCAUGGGAGGAUGUGUCUCUCCACAGGACAGCCUUCUUGGAAUCGGAUCUGAUUCGAAUCAGGACAGCACAAUCCAGAUGCGGCACGCGGUCGACUGCAAACUUGAGAGAUAAGCUAAAAAGUAUCACUGUUCAUCUCCGACGUCCUCGAGUAUUGUCGACGACAGCUGUCAAACACGUACUGAUCAUGCAUGGCCGAGAUGAG